This is a messenger RNA of Xiphias gladius (swordfish), 3026 nucleotides long. It is a transcript of the gene htr2cl1, whose product is annotated as 5-hydroxytryptamine (serotonin) receptor 2C, G protein-coupled-like 1. The coding region runs from base 1110 to 2843 and encodes 577 amino acids. The record is from RefSeq and is a predicted model, not a curated record. Gene Ontology annotation, molecular function: neurotransmitter receptor activity; G protein-coupled serotonin receptor activity. Lineage: Eukaryota; Metazoa; Chordata; Actinopteri; Istiophoriformes; Xiphiidae. Gene Ontology annotation, cellular component: dendrite; plasma membrane. The transcript is spliced from 11 exons. Gene Ontology annotation, biological process: G protein-coupled receptor signaling pathway, coupled to cyclic nucleotide second messenger; chemical synaptic transmission.
GGUCCUUUGACGUGCUGACGUGCUGACGUGCUGAGGAUGUAUCUUACUGACCUCUGGUGAUCCUCUGAGUUUUUAUCCAGUGCCACCAUCAGGUCAAAACUGCUAAAAAGCGCAGCUCACGUGUCGGACUCCUCCGGUGUGAAGACAGUGUGUCCGAUAGGCACAUGACUGCAGCGAGAGACUAAAGCAGCUCGUCCAAAGGGGCUUGUUCCACGCGAAGAUCAGAUCGGCUUUCGGCAAAGGGGGCAGAUGGAUGAUCCUUCUCUCCAGAGGUCUGGAGUGACAGAUGACAGAGGGACUGAUACAGAGGGAGAGAGAGAGAACAAGAGCGGCGACGUCAGAAAGGGUCACUGCGGCCGAUAACAGAAAACAGAAGCAAAGGCCUGGUACAUCGAUCGGGAGGCGAGAAGAAAACAACCUGUUCCUCCACUUUGACCUGAAAGAAGAGAAGCCACUUGCAACACCUUGGACACAACCAACCACGCCAGGGGAAACCAGCCGAAUUCAGAUAUAGAGACUAAAACUAUCCAGCAAAGAUUUGACAGAUGGGUGGAUGCAGCAGGCAGCAGCCAUGGAUAUGAACAAUUCAGUUUUUAGCUCCAAACUAGGGACUCGUAAAACGCUUGUCUAUAUCAUGUGGUGGAUGUGACUAAACAUCGAGAAGCAACACAGGACGUUUUGGCUCAUCAUAUGCCUUGAGAACUCAUCGCCAAUGAUCUACUGGCAAGAAAUGGGAGAUUCAACCCUCAGUGAACAAUUUGCGACCGUUUGCAGCUAGCAAGACUUUACUGAAAUACAACUCCAGAACCAUUGUAGCUAGUUCCUCCCCAUGCCCUCUUCCCCAUCCCUGUCAUUCCCCAUCCCCCAAGGUGUGCCCUCCCUGUUUUCUCCCCUUCCCCCAGAUCCCAUUUUCAUCAGUCUGUACUUUUUUAAUGAUGUGCUCUUGAUUAAGAAUCCAUUUUGGAAGACACACUUUAAAACUCUUCUAAUAGGUUAGGUUAUCUUUCUCUUUACCUUCUUCUUUCCUCCACUGGUGAAAAAAGUGAAUUUAAACCAGGGGGGGUCCACCCUAUUUUCAACCUCCAUUAGGGUAAGGGUCUCACUUUGGGAUGGGUGGCCCAGCAAGGGCUCUCCUUGGUGGGUUCGGCACCACCACCUCCUCUCUGGAGGUUGGAGGUCGGGUGUCUUGGCCAAGCAACAACCCUCUGGAUCUCAACCAAACACUGCCAUGGGGGGUCGUUGGAGGUGGUGGUGCGGCAGCCAUGAGUGCAGGUCUGGACAAUUUUACCCAGGAGUCUGUCACCAAGGCCGUGAUCAAAGAGAAAAACUGGCCGGCGCUGCUUAUACUCGUCAUCAUCGCACUGACGAUCGGCGGCAACAUCCUGGUGAUCCUGGCGGUGUCACUGGAGAAGAAGCUCCAAAACGCCACCAACUUCUUCCUGAGGUCACUGGCUGUGGCAGAUAUGCUCGUAGGCAUCCUGGUCAUGCCAAUCUCCCUAAUCAACAUCCUCUACGACUACGCCUGGCCUCUGCCCAGCACCCUGUGUCCAAUCUGGAUCUACCUGGACGUGUUGUUCUCCACCGCCUCCAUCAUGCACCUGUGUGCCAUCUCCCUGGACCGAUACGUCGCCAUCCGCAACCCCAUAGAGCACAGCCGCUUCAACUCCAGAACCAAAGCCAUGAUGAAGAUCGCCGCUGUCUGGACCAUAUCUAUAGGUGUGUCGAUGCCUAUCCCAGUCAUCGGCCUCCACAACGAGGACAAGGUCUUCGUCAAUGGCAGCUGUGUCCUCAACGAGGAGCGCUUCAUGCUGAUUGGCUCCUUCGUGGCCUUCUUCAUCCCACUGGUCAUAAUGGUGGUGACAUACUGCCUCACCAUACAGGUGCUCCAGAGGCAGGCCACUGUCUUCCUAUAUGAGGCAAAGACUUCCUCCCAGCAGCCUUUGCACACACCAGCAAUGACAAAUACAUUGCAGCCUCCGUCCAGCACCUUCCACCUUCCCCAGAUCAACACGCUUGCCCCGCCAGACUCGCAAGAGUUAAAGCCCCCGCCCCCUCAGAGCAGACGGAACACCCUGAGCUGUCUGAAAGGAGCGGAGCCCAGCAUACUGCUCAGCGCCUCCACGUCGGACAGCAUAAGCAUCAUGCCCAGCUCUGAGGUGGCGUCCCAGCUCAGCUCGCCGGUCGCGGGGCCGGGGCGGAGCGACACGUCGGGCUGCCACGGGCGACGGGGGAUGAUGCAGGCCAUAAAGAAUGAGAGGCGGGCCUCAAAGGUCCUGGGUAUUGUCUUCUUCCUCUUCCUCAUCAUGUGGUGUCCGUUCUUCAUCACGAACGUCACCUUCGUCCUGUGCCACGACUCAUGCAACGAGUCGCUGCUCCAUGACCUCCUCAAUGUCUUCGUCUGGGUGGGUUACAUCUCCUCCGGAGUCAACCCUCUCGUCUACACCCUCUUUAAUAAGACCUACAGGAGAGCGUUCUCCAGCUACAUCAGGUGCCAGUAUAAAAUGGGGGCCAACGCUGCCGGACAGAGUUGCAAAACGCUCCUGGUCCCCCCACCGUGCCCGUCACACACUGUGACUCCUCUUCUGACGGGCAGUCACAGGAAAGCAGGCGUGGACCGCAACAGUAACUGUCCCAACGGCAGUAGGGGGGACAACGGGAGGCUGACGGUGGACCCGGAGGACACGACAGAUGACGGGACACAAAUCGGAAUAGCGUCGCUGAGCCUCUCCGAAUGCCACAACAUCGUCAUUCUUUCGGAGACAGAGCCGGAAACGGAGGUGGAGCAGGAGCUGUCACUCAUCAGCUACAGCCCUGCUUCCAGAGAACACACAAGCAGCGUGUGACUGCGUGCUUUCGUUGUCGCUCUUGUCCGUCCUCCUUUCGACCCGCAGACACUGGGCCGAGCAGCACUUCGACGAGCUGGUACUUGGGGCGCACAGCCUUUUCACGGGUUUCAACUCACACGGAAGGAAUGAAACAGUCCAGAAAGGAAAGAAAGAACAAACAAAGAGCAAUCAACAACACGC